Molecule: messenger RNA, 943 nt
Organism: Scophthalmus maximus (turbot)
Lineage: Eukaryota; Metazoa; Chordata; Actinopteri; Pleuronectiformes; Scophthalmidae
Product: odorant receptor 131-2-like
Exons: 4
Coding region: 1-930 (309 amino acids)
Biological process (GO): G protein-coupled receptor signaling pathway
Cellular component (GO): membrane
Molecular function (GO): G protein-coupled receptor activity
Source: RefSeq, a predicted model, not a curated record
AUGAACUCAUCCACACGUCUGGACAGUCUGGACGAAGCUCUCUCCAAGAACCUGACCUCCUUCGCCCUCGGCGUCAUCAUCAACUGCGUCAACGGCGCUUUUGUGCACAUCUACUUUAAGAACAAGGUGUUCCAGCGAGAGCCCAGGUAUGUGCUCUACAUCCACCUGGUGAUCAACGACAUGCUCAUGCUGACAGUUUCCGUGGCGCUGCAGAUCCUCACCUACACGGUUCCCCUGAGCUUUGCCCCCUGCUGCACCAUGAUUCUGCUCCUGACCACCACCAACAAGAACAGUCCUCUGAACCUGGCUGGCAUGGCAGUAGAGCGUUACAUCGCUGUCUGCCGGCCUCUUCACCACGUCCAGAUGUGCACCGUGCAGCGGGCCCACGCUCUGAUCGCUCUCAUCUGGGGCGUGUCCCUCAUCCCCGGCCUCGCAGACAUCAUCAUCCUCUUCGCCGUCCAGCCGCCGUCUGCCUCCACGGGGACUGUCGUCUGUUUCACCACCUCUCUUUACAACGCGCCGUACCACAAGGCUCAAGGUUUGGUCGUUCAGAUCCUUCUGUUCUCCUGCGUCUUCCUGACUUUGAUCGUCACCUACCUGAAGGUCCUGUGCGCUGCCCGGGCGGUCUCGGGUUCUUCCCAGGCCUCGACCAGAAACGCCCGCAACACCAUCCUGCUGCACGGAGUCCAGCUCUUCCUCUGCAUGCUGUCGUUCAUCUUUCCCUCGAUCAACGUGGUUUUGGUCACCACUUGGCCCCAGGCCCGCACCAAGAUCGUCUUCACUUCCUUCCUGUUCGUCAACGUGCUCCCGCGUCUGCUCAGUCCGCUCGUCUACGGCGUCAGAGACAAGAAGUUCAGCGGUCACAUCAGGCGGCACUUCUGCUGUAAACGCUGCAACUCUGCAGAAAGGAGGGGGAAGUUGGUACAGUAGGACCCUGGAGAAG